CCGCUUUCUGCUCUCGCCUGUCAGUGGGAGCUUGGGACGUUGACGUAGGAGCGCUGCAUUGCAUUCACUUACCUCGUAUAUUUUAAAAUUACGCUUCCAGACCUCACCAAAGGGGCCUCUGUGAGAUAAACCCACGCAUGGCAGGAUUGUACAGCAGUUGCACUCUCCAUGCACCUAAUCAGCAGCAGCGGUCUGCGCUUGCACAUGGCAGGCGUCACGUCACCCUAGAAACGGAGAGUAAGCGUUGAAACAUGUAUGGGCGUGCUCCAAGAGUCACCUUCCUGCUAAACAGUGAGACCGAUGCCACAGUGGGUCCAGGAACCUACAACAUAAGUUCAAGAGGACAUUACUCCGUCUCAGGUGGCUAUGCUCCCUUUUUGACAUUGGCGAGCAGACUACCAUUGGUGAGUGAGUCCAGUGGAACUGAACCAGGACCGGGAUCCUACGAUACGUCGCCUGUUAAGCUAAAUGUUCACGGCGGUUGCAGUCUUCGGAACCGUUCCAAGCGUUUCGAGGACCCGGUGUGCGAGGGUCCGGGCCCCGGGGCCUAUAACGUUCUCCAGCUACCGGCCUCGGGGAGCAAACUGAGGGCUCGUGUGAAUGAUGCUGUGCUUGGCAGCGGACUGGCGCACCCACCAAAAACUUUGCUGCGGCGGUUUGCCAGCCAGUACGACGUCCCAUCCAUUCCAUCCCCGGGUCAGGCCUGUGGAUAUGAGGAGGACACCCUGGGUGUGCUCCGGAAGCAGGAGCCCCCGCGCAGAGACACCACCCUUGGCCCAGCCUACUACAGCCCCUUAAAUGCCGAGAAGACCAACAAGUACAAAGGUGUCCACUUUGGCAAUAUGACAGCCAGGAGAGGCCAAGUGACCAAGGAAGCAAGUCCAGGGCCUGGUCACUACUACCCUGAGAUUGUUCUAGAAACACACUAUGAAAAUGUGAACAUGCGAAAGGAGCAGAAGGGCAGAGCGGAGCUUUAUAUUCCUCGAUACCACCAACUGCUGCCCCAACAGGAGCUCAAAAAGGGCGUUCCUGGUCCUGGCCACUAUGACAUCGGAGGACAGUUCGAGAUACCAAGUGACAAAAAACAGCAGGUCACAUCCUCCUUUCUCUCUCAGACUGAGAGGUUCAAGAUUGCCAAGGAAGAUUCGCCCCCUGUUGGCGCAUAUGAUGACCCACGCUGCGCCAUCCCAAAGGCUCAUUAUGCAACAGGGGUGCGCAAAAGCCCGUUUGGCGUCACAGCAGAGCGCUUCCCUCCCAACCGCAUUGGAGGCUCCACACCGGGUCCCGGCUCCUACAACGUCCUCGACAUGGCUUCGGCCCAGGAGAGGUUAAAAAAGACGUUUUUAGAGACAAACAGGAAAGGAGGCUUCGGCUCCACUGCUAAACGCAGCAGCGUCUUUCUCAACAAGGACUGCGUACAUGGACCCAGCCCAGCCGAGUACCAGGUGGAAAAAUGUCCUGAGGAGCCUUACAAAAAGCAGCUCACAGCCGCAUUCAGAUCAGCCGCACCGCGCCUGGCAUCCUCAGUUGUGGCCAAAGAUUCCCCUGCACCCAAUGCGUACAACGUAAGAGGGCCAUCGGAGGCCACAGGUGGACACAGUGCUGCACGGACUAAAGAAGCCAGAAGACGACAUAGCAGCUUCCUGUCAGCGGCACCGCGACAUACUGGUUCCUUUUUAAGCUGUGUGGACACCGGACCGGGGCCAGGUCAGUACAACCUGAGUGUGAGAUCCUCUGCACCGAUGGCUCUGAUGGCCUCCAGGGAAGACCGCUUCAAAGAGACCACCAGUACCAACCCAGGACCUGCUGCUUACCAGUUAAGCCCAAGCCUCAUGAACACCGUGCUUAAGGGAACCUUCAACGUAACGCUCGACAAUCCUCUGAUGCCUCGGUCCCGCCUGGCUGUCCGGGUUCUACCGGAACACAAGGCCACUGACGCUGUUUCACACCACACGUUGGUCGCCACCAGUAUAUCUUAAGAAGGGUACACACACAAUUUCCAACAUCUCAGAGACAUGCAUAUACACAUAAUCAGGGAAAACACAGCCAUUCUGUCACUAACCCAAUUUAAGGCAGUUCUGAAUUCAUAAUUCCAGUAAAUACUGUAUUUGUCUGAAAAACGGUCAAUAUGAAGGUAGCUCAGUCUGUAUCGUUAUGCUACUUCCUUGCACGCUGUAUAUUAGACCCCAAUCCCCGUGCCUGUACUUCAUCGAUUAAAGUCAUUCCUCUGUGGACUCAUGGUCUACUAGGGUGAUUUCUAUACAAACAGAAGAAAGGACUUUUGAGGUGUCAUUCAUUUGUCGCACAUUCGUGGGCACAAUC
Molecule: messenger RNA, 2322 nt
Organism: Syngnathoides biaculeatus (alligator pipefish)
Lineage: Eukaryota; Metazoa; Chordata; Actinopteri; Syngnathiformes; Syngnathidae
Gene: stpg2
Product: sperm-tail PG-rich repeat containing 2
Exons: 15
Coding region: 252-1979 (575 amino acids)
Source: RefSeq, a predicted model, not a curated record